Molecule: messenger RNA, 1421 nt
Organism: Cheilinus undulatus (humphead wrasse)
Lineage: Eukaryota; Metazoa; Chordata; Actinopteri; Labriformes; Labridae
Product: zinc finger protein 501-like
Exons: 2
Coding region: 39-1274 (411 amino acids)
Source: RefSeq, a predicted model, not a curated record
CUUUUCUUGACAUGCUCUGACUCUUGGAUGUUUGUAAAAUGUCCGUGUUUCAGGAUUUCUCAGUUUUUCCUGAGGAGGUUCAGCAGCUUUCAGUGAGUAAAGAAGAGGUUUCCCCUGAGCAACAGGAGAGGAGCUCCAAUCUGAAUCAGGACAUUACUGAGCCUGCACACAUUAAAGAGGAACUGUGGAGCAGUCAGGAGGGAGAUCAGCCUCAAGGUCUGGAGGAAGCUGGUGUCAGCAUUUUCACAUUUUUUCCUGUCCAUGUGAAAAUUGACGAUGAUGAAGAAAAACCUCAGUACUCACAGCUUUGUCAAAGACAAACUGAACUAGAGACCGAGGUCAAGAACCAAGACUCCUCUGAUGCUGAGACUGAUGACAGUGCUGAUUGGAAGGAGAUGACAGAACAACAGCCAGAGUUAAACUCUGUGGAAAGCAUCGAGACUAAGAGACCAAUGAAAGAUAAAAAACCACAUAGCUGCUCUGAGUGCGGUAAAAGAUUCAACCAAAAGAAACAUCUUAGAGAUCAUAUUAGAAUUCACACAGGGGAGAAACCCUUCAGCUGUUCUGUGUGUGAGAAAAGAUUUAACAGAAAACAUAAUUUGACACAACACAUGAGACGGCACACAGGGGAGAAACCUUUCAGCUGCUCUGAGUGUGGGAAAAGAUGUGGCCGUAAACAUGAACUUACAGGACAUAUGAGAAUGCACAUGGGGGAGAAACCCUUCAGCUGUUCUGAGUGCGGAAGAGCAUUUACCCGUAAAAAUGAUCUGAAAAAACAUAUGAGGAUACACACGGGAGAGAAACCCUUUAACUGCAGUAUGUGUGGUAGAAAAUUUAGUGAUAAAGGAAGUAUGACUAGACACAUGACAACUCAUUCUGCAGAGAAGCCCUUUGGCUGCUCUAAUUGUGAUAAAAGAUUUAAUAACAAAUCUAAUCUGACAACUCAUAUGGCUCUUCACACAGGAGAGAAACCCUUCUGCUGCUCUGAGUGUGGUAAAACAUUCAUCCAUAAACAUGUCCUGACUAACCAUAUGAGAAUACACACGGGUGAGCAACACACCUGUACUGAGUGUGAUAAAAGAUUUAACCAAAAAGAUCAUCUGACAAAACAUAUGAGAACACACACAGGAGAGAAACCGUUUAGCUGUAUUACAUGUGGUAGAAAAUUUAGUGAUAAAUCAAGUAUGACCAGACACAUGACAAUUCACUCUAGAGAGAAACUCUUUGGCUGCUCUAACUACAAUAAAAGAUUUAAUAAGAAGUCUAUCAGUUAAAAAUUCACAAGUGUGCAGGGGAUCAGGCUUAAGAGCCUCUUCAAAGCCAAACUGAGGGAAAAAAGAGAGACAAAAGUACAAGCAGAGUGAAGGGACUGUGGAUGAUCAGAACCUUUGAGGAACUGAGAUCCAGAGAGAGAUUUACAA